AUGUCGAGCCGGGAAUCCCACGCCCUCGCACCAGCCCCGGGGGCUAGGACAAGCCGCGAGCCGCUGGUCGCCAAUCACCGCGCGGUGGAGAGGCGGGCGCUUAGCUCCAGCGCGCUGGGGGAGCCAGCUGGCGCUGCCUUCGCCCGGAAUUACGUCUUUGUCACCCCAGUGGAAGUGGAUGAGGGCGGAUCGUACGUUUCACACGACAUCUCUCACGGCAGCCGUCGGAAACGAGCAGCACUGAGUGCCAGGAGCCGGCUGCACUACCGAUUUUCAGCAUUUGGACAGGAGCUCCACUUGGAGCUGAAGCCCUCGGCCAUGCUCAGCAGUCACUUCAGUGUCCAGGUGCUGGGGAAGGACGGCGCUUCCGAGGACCACGUCCCCACCGCCGCUGUGCGGCAAUGUUUCUAUCAGGGAUUUAUCAGAGAUGACAGCUCCUCCUCUGUCGCCCUGUCGACCUGUGCCGGCUUGUCAGGUUUAAUCAGGACAGGAAAGAGAGAAUUCCUCAUCUCACCAUUACCUCCGCUGCUGGCCCAGGAACACAACUACAGCUGGCCCGCUGGCCACCAUCCUCAUGUACUUUACAAACGGACAGCGGAAGAGAAGGUGCAGCGCUACCAGGGCCACCCUAGUUCGGGCCGGAAUGGUGCUGGUCACCCCACAAGCCACAUUUCCCAGGCACCCCAGAGACAAGAGAGAGAUUAUCAUCACCGAAGGUCGAAAAGGCAGCAUUUUUGUGGACGACGCAAGAAAUACGCCCCCAAGCCUCCCACAGAGGACGCCUAUCUCCACCUUGAAGAAUACGGGCGCUCAGGACGGCCCAGACGGUCAGCUGGGAAGUCACAACAGGGUCUGACUGUGGAGACCCUCGUGGUAGCAGACAAGAAAAUGGUGGACAGACAUGGCAAGGGAAACGUGACCACAUACAUCCUCACAGUCAUGAACAUGGUGUCCAGCCUUUUUAAAGAUGGGACCAUUGGAAAUGACAUCAACAUUGUUGUGGUGAGCCUCAUUCUUCUGGAACAAGAACCUGCAGGAUUGUUGAUCAAUCACCAUGCAGACCAGUCUCUGAAUAGUUUUUGCCAAUGGCAGUCUGCCCUCGUGGGGAAGAAUGGCAAGAGGCAUGACCAUGCCAUUUUACUGACGGGGAUUGAUAUUUGCUCCUGGAAGAAUGAACCAUGUGACACUCUAGGGUUUGCCCCCAUCAGUGGAAUGUGCAGCAAGGCCCGCAGCUGUACCAUCAACGAGGACACAGGGCUCGGCCUGGCCUUCACCAUUGCUCAUGAAUCUGGGCACAACUUAGGCAUGAUCCACGAUGGAGAAGGCAACCCCUGCAGAAAGGCUGAAGGCACCAUCAUGUCUCCCACACUGAUGGGGAACAAUGGGAUGUUCUACUGGUCUGCCUGCAGCCGACAGUAUCUCAAGAAAUUCCUUAGAUCUUUCUCAUGGGACAUUUGCAAAUCUCUCUGGUGCUACCGAGUGGGCCAAAGGUGUGCGACCAAGUUCAUGCCCGCGGCGGAGGGGACCGUUUGUGGCUCGAGUAUGUGGUGUCGGCGAGGACAGUGUGUAAAGUUUGGGGAGCACGGGCCCCGUCCCGUCCACGGUCAGUGGUCGUCCUGGUCUGAGUGGUCCCAGUGUUCCCGGACGUGCGGUGGAGGAGUGCGGUACCAGGAGAGACACUGCAGUGACCCCGAGCCUCAGUAUGGUGGCAAGUUCUGCCCAGGUGCUAACCGGAUCUACCAGCUGUGCAGCAUUCACCCCUGUCCUGAGAACAGCCUGGAUUUCCGUGCCCAGCAGUGUGCAGAAUAUAACAGCAAGCCUUUCCGAGGCUGGUUCUACCAGUGGGAGCCGUACACCAGAGUGAAAGAGGAGGACCGAUGCAAGCUCUACUGCAAAGCGGAGAACUUCGAGUUCUUUUUCGCCAUGUCCGGCAAGGUGAAAGAUGGGACGCCUUGCUCCCCGCACAAAAACGAUGUGUGUAUCGACGGGAUUUGUGAACCGGUGGGAUGUGAUCAUGAACUUGGCUCUAAGGCCGUCUUGGAUGCAUGUGGUAUUUGCAAAGGGGACAAUUCAACGUGCAAGUUCUAUAAAGGCCUGUACCUCAGCCAGCACAAUGCAAACGAGUACCACCCGGUGGUCACCAUUCCUGCGGGGGCCCAGAGCAUUGAGAUCCAGGAGCUCCAGCUCUCCUCCUGUUACCUCGCGGUUCGCAACCUCGGCCAGAAGUAUUACCUCAUGGGCGGCUGGAGCAUCGACUGGCCUGGGGAGUUCACCUUUGCCGGGACCACCUUUGAGUACCAGCGUCCCCCUAACCGGCCGGAACGCCUGUAUGCACCUGGGCCCACAAACGAGACGCUGGUCUUUGAAAUUCUGAUGCAAGGCAUAAAUCCAGGGGUGGCCUGGAAGUACACCCUUCCGAAGGCGGCGAAUGGAACACAGACGACCCCCCAGAGACACGUGUACUCCUGGAAUGCAGUGCAGUCCAACUGUUCAGUCUCCUGCGGCGGAGGGUACAUAAGCAUAAAGGCCAUUUGCUUACGAGAUCGGAAAACUCAAGUCAGCUCCUCGCUCUGCAACGCAAGGACCAAGCCAGCCACGGAACCCAAGAUCUGCAACGCUUUCGCCUGCCCCGCCUACUGGCUGCCCGGUGAAUGGAGUGAGUGCAGCAGGUCUUGUGCGGGGGGCCAGCAGAGCCGGAAGAUGCAGUGUGUCCAAAAGAAGCCCUUCCAGAAGGAGGAGGCAGUGUUGCACUCCUUCUGCCCAGUGAGCACGCCAACUCAAGUUCAAGUCUGCAAUCCCCAGGCCUGCCCUCCAGAAUGGAGCCUUGGACCCUGGUCUCAGUGUUCCAAGACCUGUGGGCGAGGGGUGAAGAAGCGUGAAGUCUUGUGCACGAGUUCUGCCACAGCCAGCCCCCUCCCCGAAAGCCUGUGCACCAGCCUCCCAAAGCCAGAGUGCCAGGAGGGCUGUGUGCUGGGCCGGUGCCCCAAGAACACCCGGCUGCAGUGGGUCGCCUCCGCAUGGAGUGAGUGCUCCACCACCUGUGGUCCGGGUGUGAGGAUGCGGGAACUGAAGUGCAGUGAGAAAGUCGUCCAGGGAAAGAUGAUAACUUUCCCAGAACGUCGGUGCCGCCAUAUUAAGAAACCCAGCCUGGAUUUGAAGGAAACCUGCGACCGAGGAGCUUGCCCAGCCCGCCCAGUGUACAAUCUGGCAGCUGCGUGGUACACGUCACCAUGGCAACAGUGCACGGUGACCUGUGGAGGAGGGGUCCAGACCCGGGCUGUCCACUGUGUGCAGCAGGGCCGGCCAUCCUCCGGCUGUCUGCUCCACCUGAAGCCGCCAAUGUUGCAAGCCUGUAACACAAACUUCUGUCCAGCCCCGGACAAGAGAGGCGAACACCAGUUGUGCGUCAACUUCUCAGAACCAAGCAACGCUGAGAUGGUGAAGCUCUAUACCUUUCUCAACAGCAAGCUCAUGGAGCAGAAGCUCACAGCGUGGGAACAAGUGGCCAUAUUCUCCACGGUCCUUUCCUUCACCAUCAGGGAUCUCUUAGCCAAGCAGCCAAUGGUGAGAGCCACAGAGUAUGUUCUCUGGAACCACGAAUGGGCAGUGAGCAUCCCCGUGAUGAUCCAGGAAGAAGAUGGUUCUGUGACUCUUCCCCGUGACCCCCACUGA
Messenger RNA from Echinops telfairi (small Madagascar hedgehog), 3672 nucleotides. RefSeq names its product ADAM metallopeptidase with thrombospondin type 1 motif 18 (gene ADAMTS18). NCBI's taxonomy places the organism in Eukaryota, Metazoa, Chordata, Mammalia, Afrosoricida, Tenrecidae. Gene Ontology annotation, molecular function: metalloendopeptidase activity. The transcript is spliced from 24 exons. Gene Ontology annotation, cellular component: extracellular matrix. The record is from RefSeq and is a predicted model, not a curated record. Bases 1 to 3672 code for a protein of 1223 amino acids. Gene Ontology annotation, biological process: proteolysis; extracellular matrix organization.